AGCUAGAGGGAGACGUAAAGGGGGCGUGACAGUGACGUCACGUACAUGUCCGCCUUGGCGAAGCUCCGUGCGUCGAUUCCCACAGUUUAUUUUUUAUUUAUAAGGGGUUAGUUCUCCUGACCCUGGUCUACGCGGUCCAGAGGUUAACAAUGACUCAACGACGAUUAGACUGAGUGUUUAAGGUUCAGUACGUGACCUGGGCCACGCAGACAUGGACCGGCGCAGAAUUCCCCCCGUCCUGAUCCUGUGCUGUUUGUGGGCGCGUGUGGUGGGAGCCAAAGUGCUUCCUCCAGCAAAUGUGACGCUGCUCUGUCAUAACAUGCAGAACACUCUCCAGUGGACGUACGAGCCGCCAUCUGAUGGUGUAAAGUUUAAAGUGACUGUCGGCUCCUUUCAAGCGCCACCUGUUUCACUGUUGGUGGACUCCCCUGUUACAUCCAUAGACCUGUCUGAGUUUUCAGACCCGGGAAAUGAGUACUCGGUGCACGUGUCAGCUGUGAAGGGCCUAGAAGAAUCUGAUCCUGUCCCCGAUGAUGGGAUUGAUUUCAGCUAUUACAAAGACGCUACCGCAGCUGUUAUAUGUGCAGUGGACUUUCCCUUGGUCAAUAUAACCAGAGAGGACAAACUCAUCCACUUCAGAUUCACACACCCAGGACUUAUAUAUCUCACCGGUGGCAAAACCAUGAAGAAGAAAAGCCUGGACUCUCAAACGGGUCUGCCCGACCUUGACUACCACAUAGAGGUCAUUAAUGAGAGUCAGUCGUAUACAUACAGUUGCUCAGAGACUGUCUGUUGGGACAAGCUUCCAGUACCUGACAAUGAGAACAAGUAUUGUCUGAACAUCAGCGGGGAGAUGAACAACAUACAAGUACAAGCGCUAAAUACGUACUGUUCUGAGCCUCAGGAAACACCAGGAAUCAGUGCCCUUGCCUACAUCUUGCCUAUUGUCUUGGUGGUGGCAGCUGGUCUCCUCAUUGGUUUAAUGCUGUUCGUUAAAAAAACAAGACCAAACACUUCUGGUCCAGAAGCUCUGGCCUUUCCUAAGGGUCAUCAGCAGACGGAGCCUGUAUCGCCUGCGAGCACAGUUUACUCUGCUGUUAACCUGGAGCCUUCUUCCCCACUCCCUCUACUCUCCCCAAACCAGGACUCAUGCCAAGUCCCUCUCAUCCCAAACCACACAGCAAAUGGCAGCAGCACAGGCAAUAAUAACAUGCGACUACGUAUUGGAGUAGAAGACGAUGAAAAGAAAGCAGAGUAUGAAAAAGCAUCAGGGGCACAGGGGGCGCUAGAGGAGGGCUACACAGAGGGCAAGUACUUGGAAGAAGAGGAAGAGUCAGCACUCCAUGUCCCAUAUGAGCCACGUAACAUGACUGCAGUGAAUUCAGAAUGAAGCUACAUGCGAUAAACUCCCACCAUUCACUCAAACACCCCAACGCUGUCUCACCAGAUAUAAGUAAACAACAUUUAUUAGAACAAAGCCUGCCCAUCUGUAAGUGCAACAGCUGCAUCUGCCACAGCAUGUUUGUGCUACAGGUGUGUGUGUGUGUGUGCGCUACAGACGUGCACAGUGUGUAUGUAUCUGCUGUAAGCCUUUCAGAGGUUUUCAUUUGAUCACACUUAUUUUAUACUUUAGUUUUGUCCUGAUUGUUAAACCCUAACAUUUCAAAAGAAAAGAUAAUGUCACUUUAAAUGAGACCACUUACUUUUGUUUGCACCUUAAUAAUUGAAACUGUGCCUUUUGACUCGACUAGACAAAUCUGAACAUUAAAAGUGCUUAAAGCUUUAAACAUUAUGAAAACAACCGUUCUGGAGUCUGGAAAGACCCAAAACUAAAUCUAAAAAUGAAUCAUUUGCACUUUGAGCUGUUACACUGAAAUUUGUCCCAAGUUUAACUAAACCUACUUUUCUACACUAAGAGCUGAUCCUGCCCCCGUCCUGCCCCCGUCCUGCCCCCGUCCUGCCCCCGUCCUGCCCCCGUCCUGCCCCCGUCCUGCCCCCGUCCUGCCCCCGUCCUGCCCCCGUCCUGCCCCCGUCCUGCCCCCGUCCUGCCCCCGUCCUGCCCCCGUCCUGCCCCUAUAUCACUGCUGCUUCCAUGUUAUGUACAGGUCUGAUCGCUGGGGCUUUGAGGCGGGACAGAGUUUGCAGUCCUGAUUGGCUUUACAUAAAUAUCCUCGUCCCUGUGGUGGUGGUAAAAGUCAAAAAGCCAAGACUUCUGUCUAGCACCGCCAUGAGGGCAUCAUCUAUAUAUCUUGUCUUAUGAUGUUACACUGAGCAUGUGCCAUUCCCUUUAAAUUUGCACUAAUUGUAUGAUUUUAUUUGUCUGUUUUGUCAAAUAUGACUUUUAUAUUUUUUUAUUACUUUUGCAUCUUUGUGAAUCAGUGUCCACUCUGCUACUGCGUUAUUCAGAAUAAUGUGUUUUAUUUCUGUUACGUCCUUGUAUUUUCAUUUAAAUGUAUUUGUUGAGAUUAUUUGCUUCAGCUAUAAAACGAUGAUUCCUUGGCUUAUUUACUCAUG
Periophthalmus magnuspinnatus is the source of this 2514-nucleotide messenger RNA. Its product is annotated as interferon gamma receptor 1-like. Bases 212 to 1390 code for a protein of 392 amino acids. NCBI's taxonomy places the organism in Eukaryota, Metazoa, Chordata, Actinopteri, Gobiiformes, Gobiidae. The transcript has 7 exons. Gene Ontology annotation, molecular function: protein binding. The record is from RefSeq and is a predicted model, not a curated record.